CUGUUCAAUACGUGCAACACGAGUACAUUGUGAGCCAACCCUACCGGCCCUGGACUCUGGACUCCAGCGACAGUCCUUCAGAGGGUCUCAUGAUUGACGGCGGAGACGAAGAACUACUCAUUUUAGAUAACUCUAGACUCGUCUUCGAUGAGGACUAUAGUGAACCCGACUUAUGUCGAUGUGAUAACUGUGCCAAACGGCACCUACACUCCACUCAUCAUAAUAAUGAGAUCGCAAUGAUAAGUAACGGCAAUAUUAUGGACCACAUCCAUGAGUGGACACCACAUAAGCCGUCGGAAACUUCGUUGGAGUCCUCCUCUAGUGUUCCCUACAAACAGCUUAACGGACAGACGGGUCACGAGGCAGACCACCACAACCACCACAACCACCACAACCACAACCGCCUCCACAAUCAUCACCACAAUGGACACACCAGUGACCACAAUGAGCACCAGUUACCAUCGCCUGACCAUAACUGGCCCACACAUUGUCACUCCACCCAAAGUGAUGCCAGACAUACCCGAGCCCUGUCUAAAGCGAACCGGCAGUUGAUUAUCGGUUGUCUAUUAUGUCUGGUGUUUAUGAUCACAGAAUUUGUGGGAGGAUUCUACUCCAACAGCUUAGCCAUUAUGACCGACGCGGCUCAUCUGCUAUCAGAUUUGGCGAGUUUUAUGUUGAGUUUGAUGGCCAUAUGGAUAAGCCGUCGGAAACCCACAAAACGCAUGUCCUUUGGCUACCACAGGGCGGAGGUGUUGGGCGCCGUCACCAGUAUUUUGAUGAUUUGGAUUCUGACGGCAGUUCUCGUCUACUUAGCCGUCGAACGCAUUCGAGACGCCGACUAUGAGAUCGACUCCAACGCUAUGCUUAUAGUGUCGGGCGUUGGAGUCGUCAUGAAUGUGGUGAUGGGUCUGACCCUAUCGGACAGCCUGUGCUGCAAACGGGUUACCGAUGACAGCCACGGGUCGGACGAUCACCCGCACAGUCAUAAUAGUCACAGUCAUUCCCACGCAAGUCAUGGCCACUCACACACUAAUAUGAAUGUCAGAGCGGCUCUAAUCCAUGUGAUCGGAGAUCUGAUCCAAAGUAUUGGUGUAUUAAUAGCGGCGCUAAUCAUCCACUUUAGACCGGAUUACAAGAUAUCUGAUCCCAUUUGUACAUUCAUUUUCAGCGCAUUAGUAAUGUUCACCACAUAUGGUAUUAUGAAGGAAGCCGUGUAUGUACUGAUGGAAGGCUUUCCCACUUAUCUGGACUACUCGGCCGUCAAGAAGGACCUGAUGGACAUCGAAGGCGUACAGACUGUCCACAGCCUUCACAUCUGGUCGUUGACUCUGAACCGAAACGCACUGUCCGUUCAUUUGGCCACAAAUGUCACAUCAGAUGCCGAGCGCGUGCUUAAGGCGGCGGAGGCUCUGAUCCGCAAGAAGUAUGACAUCCAGGAGACCACUAUUCAGGUCGAGAGAUACGACGCCCGGGCUAUGGAUGAGUGUCUCGUAUGUGUCGGUCCUUAACAUGCGUUUCAAUAGUCGGUUGUCUUUUAAUUUAAUAAAAGUUUUAAUUUGUGAUUCAUUUUCCAAAGUUAUGAUCAUUUUAUUGUGAAAUUCAGUUGUCUUAAUAAUGAACUGAAUUUUAUAUGUUCCAUAAAUGC
Oppiella nova is the source of this 1645-nucleotide messenger RNA. NCBI's taxonomy places the organism in Eukaryota, Metazoa, Arthropoda, Arachnida, Sarcoptiformes, Oppiidae. The record is from the annotation of a GenBank genome assembly.